Molecule: messenger RNA, 2266 nt
Organism: Blepharisma stoltei
Lineage: Eukaryota; Ciliophora; Heterotrichea; Heterotrichida; Blepharismidae
Source: the annotation of a GenBank genome assembly
AUGUCCAUACAAAACUCUACUUACUCAUUGAACAGUGUUUCAACAGAUGACAGUAUUGCUAUGCUUUUAGAGUGCGAUGAAACCUUAGAAGACAAGCCUUCAUCUACAAACAUCUUUCGAAUCCCGAGUCAAGUCCUGCAUCCUCCUUCCGACUAUUUAUCCUUGCUAAAAGAUAAAGAAAGCGAAUAUUCCGUAAACCCGAAACAAUGACUGAGCAUGCAAACCCAGCUGAAUUCAGAAAUGAGAGGAAUUUUAUUAGACUGGCUGAUGGAAGUGAGCGGAGAGUAUCGAUUUAAACGUGAAACAUAUUAUUUAGCUAUGUCGUAUGUUGAUAGAUAUUUGCUACAGAAACAGGUUGAAAAAGAUGUUUUUCAACUCAUUGGUUUGGCAGCGCUUGCUAUUGCAGUAAAAGCAGAAGAAAUUAAAACACUUAAACUUGAAGAUCUUGCUAAAGAUCAAAGAAAGAUUUUGAAUAAAAAUAUAUAGCUUUUAAAGCUGAAUUUGACGUUUAUAAUUCUACUAUAUUGUUAAAAGUAGUAUUAUCGCUAUGAAACAUUUUUUAAACCUGAAAUAGGAAAUUGAGCUAAUUAAUAGACACUAAUAUAUAAAAUUUUAUAUAAAAUAUUUAUAUUUAUUCCUCUUAAAAUUAAAUAUGCAUUAAAAUGGCGACACUUGGUUGCCUGCCCUCUUGGCGCAGCAGUCCAGACCUUAUGACUACGGCGAACUGGGACAGACACCGAGCCGAGAAUCAAGUGCAGGUUCAAGAGAUGUGUAUACGGUAGCUUUUGGCUACUUUCUUCUGGUUGGAAAUGGAGGCGCUCAGCAAAGGCCUUUGAUCCGAGGACCCAUUGGUAUUCCUUCACUGAGAAACUGGGGUUUUCGACCCCGGCCACAGGGUAGUAGUUCUUUUCCUGUAGCUGUCGAAAGAGGCAUUUCGGCACCCAACAGACUCCAAGGAUCUUUGGAAUCAACAAACCCCCUAGCAGUGUCGCAGAAAUUCAUAAGCAGUCAAGACUGAAGCGCAAGGAGAGAUAGAAGAUAUCGGAAGUGGCAUAGACUCUAUGGGCUGGAGUCGAAAAGCGGUAGAACCUCCCAUACUGGAGGUCUUUUGGUGACUUUUGUAACCAAUAUGGUUAACGCUGACUUUUAAUAAUUCUAAUCUAAUCCUCUUAGAAUUAGAUUAAUCUUUUUACACAAAUAUAAGAUCCCUUUAAUAAAAUGAACGAAACUGGCAAUUUUGAUUAAAUUGUAUAAUUAAGUAGCCCAGCUAAAGCAGCUGAUUAUGCUUUUGAUGAAAAUGAAAUUAGAAAGAUGGAAAUUCAAUUACUAGCACAGCUUCAAUGAAAAAUAUAUCCCAUAACACCUUUUCACUGAUUAAGCUAUCUUAUGACUCAAUGAGAUAUUUAUAUUAUGAGCAUGUUUAAUAUGUUUCAUAUGGAGCAAGAUCAAUUCAUCACUUAUGACCGAGAAAUAUUCCGAGAUGUAGCUGAAGAAGAAAUAGUGAUUCUUUUCAAACAGCCUAAUAAGUCAGCUUAUAAAAGGUACAGAGAAGCGCUAUUUCUGCUAGAUAUGUUGCACGGCUCAAUCCAAGUGAUUGCUGAAUUUAAGAGUGCGAUAUUUUCUCGGGGAAUUUAGAGAAUUUUUUGAUAGUAGUCAUAUGACCCAAAAAAAAACAUUAAAGGCAGGUUAUUUAUGUCGUAUACUACCAAAAAGGACAUGAUCAUUCGACCCUGCACCCAUGUUGCACAUGGAGCUUUCUUCAUAUACUUUUACCUCUAGAGAAUUGGGUAUUGGACUUUUAUAUACCCAUUACUGUAAAAUGUUUCCUAUUUUUUUGUGUCAUCCUCUAUAUAAAUCGAAAUUUAAUUAGCUCGUAAAAGCAUAUAUUUUGAUAAAAAAAUAUUUCGAACAGUCAAAUUUCUCAUUAUUUCUACUCCACAACGAAUUUAAAACACAUUUUUACAAUGAAGAAGCAAGCGAUGCAGAAAGAUACACGCAAGGCUCUCUAAUUUUAUAUGAAAUAUUUUCUGAUUUUGCUGCAAAAACAGCUGAAAUUUAUGAUCUCCAAGACAUGGGAUUUUUGUUUCAGCUAAUUUCACUAUUUUCUAGUUGUGCUCCGAAUUUGAAUUUCAGAAGCUUUGAUAUUAGAAGGGAGUGCGUUGGAAGGGAAAGGAAUCAAUUGAGUUACGAAGAAUUUCUUGGCAUACAAACUUAUAAUGCUGAAGUUUGGAAAACUGUAAGCGAAAUAAUAAAAAGUUCGGUGUAA